GGUACACAUUAGUUAAGUACGGACGGGCGUAGUACGAUGUUGAAAAGUUUCAUCAUUACGGUUAUCGAAGUUGUACCAUAACUUUAGUUCACUAGCCGCAUUUUGAUUCAGUGAUAAACACUUCAUUUCCAUGCGCUUCGGAGUUGUGCGCUUGCUGAUAAUGCGGCAAUAGACAUAUUUAUUGAUAGCAGAUGCGCUGAUAAGCGACGGCAUGAAUUCCCGUUUACCUACUGAUCCUGAACAAAUGAAAAUUGGUGUUUAGUGUGAUCACAGCAACCGAACCAGACGCAAGUUGGCAUGAUAAACAAAUCUACGCUCGGCCUAUUGAUACGCGACGGCUUUUGUGUGUUAUAUAAGUCAAUGUGUUAGAGCUUUUGUGCGCGUAUUACAAUAGCGAAGUGAUAAUUGCAUCCCCCAAAUAGGUGCUCGGUCAACUCGUUGUGCAUAGUUUGAAAGAUCAGUGUUCUAUACUGCAAUGAAGUUGAUCUUUUAAUUGUCAGCUUCUAAACUACAGGAAACCGGUUCCACAAACCUUCGGCUGGGUCGUAUGGUUUUAAUGAUCAACAAUUAGUGUUUUUUGCCGCACAUUCCGAGGAACUAAAGCACCAAAAUUACCGCCAAAGUCAUCACCACAGCUUCAAAAUGUCCCACGACAACGAGGACAACAAGCUGCGAUACCGGAGGACACAAAGCGUGACACGGGCCGAAGAAAUCACCGACAAAGAAAGCAAACAGCGAAAGUCACAACCGGACAAACCAUGUCACCGACCGCGGGAUUCGCUGUUCUCCUGGAGUUCAGGUUUCGACAAUUUCACCGGCCUGGUCAAUUGGGGUUUUCUGCUGCUCACGAUGGGAGGUUUCCGGCUGGUGCUAGAAAACUUUAUCAAAUACGGUAUCCGGGUCGAUCCCGUGCAGUGGUUCGUGGUCCUGACGGGGAAAAACGAAGGCGAAGGUCACCCGUCGCUGUUACUAAUUUUCUAUACGAUAGUUCCUAUAAUGAUUUGUUUAAUAGUAGAAAAAGGCCUGGCGGCGGACAUACUCAUGGAAAGCGCCGGUAUGAUUGUGCACGUGGUCAACAUUGUAGUGCUGGUGCUGAUACCCAUGGUUGUGAUACACGUUAAAGGAGAGACUUUCAGUCUCGUUGGUGCCAUGACAGUUUGUUUCAUCUACUGCAUUAUGUUCCUGAAGAUGUGGAGCUACGUCCAGGUCAAUAUGUGGUGCCGAACUAAGCACAAGAAACGACGCAACCGGUCGGGCCGCCGUCAAAGUGUUUCCAUAGCUCAGCUCCAAAAUGAACGCGAGCACGAGCAGAUACGCAGUAAUGGCAACGGGGUAAUACCGAACAACGAUAAGGACAAUGUACCGACCCUGGUACACUACCCGGACAAUCUGCACUUGAAGGAUUUCUUCUACUUCCUGCUGGCGCCGACGCUUUGCUACGAAUUGAACUUCCCUCGGACGUCGCGAGUCCGGAAACGCUUCCUAAUCAAACGCAUGCUCGAAGUGGUCAUCGGAGUGCACAUCGUGAUGGGACUGUUCCAGCAAUGGAUGAUCCCUUCCGUGCGAAACUCGCUAGUGCCCUUCUCCAACAUGGAUUUGACAAAGACCGCCGAACGGUUGCUGAAGUUGGCGAUACCGAAUCAUCUGAUGUGGCUUUGCUUUUUCUACCUGACAUUCCAUUCUUUCCUGAAUUUAAUGGGAGAACUGCUACAUUUUUCCGAUCGCAAUUUCUACAGCGAUUGGUGGAAUGCAAACAAUAUUGACACUUUUUGGAGGACCUGGAAUAUGCCUGUUCACAAAUGGUGCGUUCGACACCUGUACAUCCCGGUGGUCGAUCUGGGUUACUCCAAAAUGGCUGCCUCAGUGAUAGUAUUCUUCAUCAGUGCCUUCUUUCACGAAUACCUCGUCAGUGUACCACUGAAAACCUUCAAAAUUUGGGCCUUCAUGGGCAUGAUGGCUCAGAUACCGCUUUCGGUUGUGUCGAAACAUAUGGAAAAAAAUUAUGGACCCCGGUGGGGUAACAUUGUCGUGUGGGCAUCCAUCAUCCUGGGUCAACCGUUAGCAAUCAUGAUGUACUACCACGAUUACAUGAUAACUAAUUACAAUGAUGUCCUGGUGUGAUUAUGGUAUUGAAGAAACGACAGAUUAGUUAGUCCUGAUUGAAAUGAAAACAGGCAUGCAUCACCUACUGUCCGAUUCGUUACAUAUCGAAUAAAUGAAAAUAGAGAUCGAAGACAAUCAAAGAGCAUCACAUGUCUUUCUAGCCAUAAAUCACUUGCUAUAUCAUGCAUUUGAUAGAUUAGCCUUUUUGUAUGUUUAUUGUUUUAAUAAAUUUUUUUGUGGAAAUUGGUAA
Topomyia yanbarensis is the source of this 2353-nucleotide messenger RNA. It is a transcript of the gene mdy, whose product is annotated as diacylglycerol O-acyltransferase 1. Gene Ontology annotation, molecular function: diacylglycerol O-acyltransferase activity. The record is from RefSeq and is a predicted model, not a curated record. Bases 643 to 2121 code for a protein of 492 amino acids. Gene Ontology annotation, cellular component: endoplasmic reticulum membrane. The transcript has 9 exons. Gene Ontology annotation, biological process: triglyceride biosynthetic process. Lineage: Eukaryota; Metazoa; Arthropoda; Insecta; Diptera; Culicidae.